Messenger RNA from Antrostomus carolinensis (chuck-will's-widow), 4017 nucleotides. RefSeq names its product laminin subunit beta 4 (gene LAMB4). Gene Ontology annotation, biological process: basement membrane assembly; axon guidance; cell migration. The annotation marks the transcript as partial. The record is from RefSeq and is a predicted model, not a curated record. NCBI's taxonomy places the organism in Eukaryota, Metazoa, Chordata, Aves, Caprimulgiformes, Caprimulgidae. Gene Ontology annotation, cellular component: laminin trimer. The transcript has 25 exons.
CACUGACAAGACUACAGCGUGCACAGGAUGACUGUGAUGCUGGUUCCUGCCACCCGGCUGUUGGGGACCUCCUCCUGGGUCGCAGCAAGCAAUUAACAGCCUCAUCAACCUGUGGAAUGAAUGGCCCUCAGAAGUACUGCAUUAUAGGCUACCUAGAGGCUGAACAGAAGUGCUUUCUCUGUGAUUCCAGAUACCCGUAUAAUCCCUAUACGCAGCACAACAGUCACAUGAUUGAAAACGUUAUCACAACUUUUGAGCCUGAUAGGAAAAAAAAGUGGUGGCAGUCAGAAAAUGGCAUUGACCAUGUCAGCAUUAGAUUGGACCUAGAAACUUUAUUCCAGUUCAGCCAUCUUAUCCUGACUUUCAAGACAUUUCGGCCUGCAGCAAUGCUGGUUGAGCGCUCCACCGACUUUGGUCAGACCUGGAAAGCAUUUAGAUAUUUUGCACAGGACUGUGCAGCUUCUUUUCCCAACAUCUCUUCUGGUCCAGCAAAAACUGUGGGAGAUGUCGUUUGUGAUUCAAGAUAUUCAGACAUCGAGCCCUCCACUGAAGGCGAGGUUGUUUUAAAAGCUUUGGAUCCCAGCUUUGAAAUAGAAAAUCCAUAUGUGCCAUAUAUCCAAGAGCUCAUUACAUUGACAAACCUAAGGAUCAAUUUUACUAAACUCCACACCCUUGGGGAUGCUCUGCUUGGAAGAAGGCACAGUGAUCCCCUCGAGAAGUACUACUAUGCUGUCUAUGAGAUGGUUGUGCGGGGCAGCUGCUUUUGCAAUGGCCACGCCAGCCAGUGUGGUCCCGUGCAGAAUCUGCGAGGAGAUGUUUUCCAUCAUUCUGGGAUGGUCCAUGGGAGGUGUAUCUGCCACCACAACACUGAAGGUUUGUCUUGUGAAAGAUGUAAAGAUUUCUACAAUGAUGCUCCCUGGAGGCCAGCUGAAGGGACACAAGAUAAUGCUUGCAAACGGUGUAACUGCAACGGCCACUCUGGCAGAUGCCACUUUGACAUGGCUGUGUACCAGGCCAGUGGUGGCGUCAGCGGUGGUGUUUGUGAGGACUGUCAGGACAACACCACGGGGCAACACUGUGACCGGUGCAAACGGUUCUUUUACCAGGAUCCACUCAGAGUCAUCUCAGACCCUCAGGCCUGCCUCCCCUGCAGCUGUGACCCAGAAGGUACAUUGCACAACGGUGCAUGUGAGAGCCGCACAGAUCCUGCUCUGGGAACCGUUGCAGGCCAGUGCCCUUGCAAGGAGAACGUGGAGGGUGUCCGCUGUGACAAGUGCAGGGCGAACUACUACGGGCUGAGCGGCACUGACCCUCUGGGCUGCCAGCCCUGCAACUGCGAUCCCUCCGGCAGUUUGCCCUUCUCCAUCUGUGAUCCUGCCACUGGAGAGUGCCUCUGCCAGCGGUUCACCACGGGACGACGCUGUGAAAAAUGUGUUGUAGGAUACUGGGGUCUUGGCAACAGCUUGUAUGGCUGUUCUCCAUGUGACUGUGACAUUGGUGGAUCCCAGAAUAACCUGUGCUCACCGAAGGAUGGUCAAUGUGAGUGUCUUCCCAACAUCGUGAGCCGCCAGUGUAAUGAGCCAGCCCCAGGCUACUUCUUUUUACCCCUGGAUUAUUAUAUUUAUGAAGCUGAGCAUUCGAAGCCCCUUUCGGGCUCUGCACCCUUGGUUAAACCAAACACUCUUCCAAGAUGUGACAUCUACUUCCAGAAGCAAGGCUAUGAGUUCAUGAUUGAAAAUGGAAAGAUUGUAUUAAACCGGAGCAAGAAACGAAGUGUAAGAAAAUCUGGACUGGAACAGGGUGCCAUGCACUUUGGACAGGACUCAGUUGUGACAGUGGUUUUCAGGCAGCCCAGUGCUGGUCGGUCGGUCACAUGGACAGGACCCGGCUUUGCCCGCGUUCCCAGAGGAGCUGGGCUGAGAUUUUACAUCAACAACGUUCCCUUUGCUAUGGACUUUGAUAUCACAAUUCGUUAUGAGCCUGAGUCCUUGGAAGACUGGCUAGCAAGUGUUGCCAUCCAGCCCGCUGGUGUUUUGUCAAGUCAACGCUGCAAAAACAAGGGCCUUUCACAGGAGCCACAUGUGUUGCCUCUCCCAGCUACAAAGAGGAUUGCACUUCUGCAAACUCCAGUCUGCCUGGAGCCAGGAACAGAAUAUUCUGUGGAUGUGUAUUUUUCUCAGCCCUCUGUCUCUGACCCAAAGGCAAAGUCAUUCAUCUUGAUUGACUCACUUGGACUUAUUCCCAGAAUCAGCUCCGUGGAGAACUUAUGCAGUGAAAAGGAUUUAGAUGAGUACCAGAAGUAUCACUGUAUUGAAAUUGCAUCAGAAGUUGGACCUCACGUCCUGCCCGAAGCCUGCGCACGGCUCAUAGCAAGCAUGUCAGCCCGUAUUCACAACGGUGCCGUCGCAUGUAAGUGCAAUCCCCAAGGGUCGCUGAACACCAGCUGCAGUAAACUGGGGGGUCAGUGUCAGUGCAAAGCCAACGUUGUGGGACGCUGCUGUGACACCUGCUCUGCAGGCAGCUACGGCUUUGGCUUCCACGGCUGCUACGCAUGUGAGUGCCACCCACAAGGCUCGCUGAGCACGCUGUGUGACCAGGUGACAGGGCAGUGCUCCUGCCGCCGGGAGGUGGAUGGUCAGCGCUGCAGUCGAUGUCUGGCUGGGUAUUUUGGAUUUCCCCACUGCCGUCCUUGCCCGUGUAAUGGUUAUGCAGAGCUUUGCCACCCGGUGACUGGAGUGUGCCUGAACUGUCGUGGGUUUACGACUGGAAGCCGCUGUGAGAAGUGCAUGGAUGGCUAUUAUGGAAACCCACUGAACAGAGAACCCUGCCGCCCAUGCAUGUGCCCAGGGCCACCUACAAGCAAUAGGUAUUUUGCACGUUCCUGUUACCAGGACUCCCAGUCUGCACAACUAGUCUGCGAUUGUCUCGAGGGAUAUUCAGGCAUCCAGUGUGACAAGUGUCCUAGUGGGUUCUACAACCCAGGCAGCCCCGGGCUUGACUGUGCACCAUGUCCCUGCAAUAACAACAUUGAUGUGACAGACCCAGAGUCCUGUAACAGGGUCACUGGGGAAUGCACUAAGUGUUUACACAACACCCAUGGAACAAACUGCCAGUUCUGCAAACCAGGGUAUUUUGGCUCAGCCCUUGAUCAAAACUGUCGAAGGUGCACAUGCAAUCCAGUGGGUGUUCGCCCUGCCAUGUGCCCGGGGGGGGACGCAGCCUGUCUGUGCGACCCAGCCACAGGAGCUUGCCCUUGCCUGCCCAAUGUGGUGGGCACGACAUGUGACCAGUGUGCCUCGGGCUACUGGGACCUGGCUAGUGGGAAAGGAUGUCAGAUAUGUGACUGUGAUUCAAAAAACUCCCAAAGCAACCAGUGUGACCAGCUUACAGGCCAGUGUCCAUGUAAGCUAGGUUACAGUGGAAGAUGUUGUGAUGAAUGUGAGGAAAAUUACUUUGGCAAUCCCCAGAUGCAUUGCAUUUCGUGCAAGUGUAACCCAGAGGGAACACGCCAGCCCAAGUGUGACAAAGCCACCGGUGCAUGUAACUGUCGCGCUGGUGUCACUGGCCGGUUCUGCGACCAGUGCGGCCGCGGCUUUGAGAAAGAUUUUCCCUCUUGCCGUCAGUGUCAUCUUUGUUUUGAUCAGUGGGACACUGAAAUUACUGCCCUUGCUCAGACUGUUCAGGGGUUGGUGAGGUUUGCUGCAAAUCUCGAAGACAGAGGAGGACGAAUGCCCAGCUGUGACAUGCGCUUCAAAGCCUUUGAAGAUGCCAUUUCUGAAAUUGAAAGAAUUUUGAGGCAUCCUGUUCUUUCACUGGAGGCCUUCUCAGUCAUCAAGGAUUUUCAGGGCUAUGUUCAACAAAAAGCUGCACAAAUGGAUCCCCUUUACAGUACGCUGUAUGAGUUUCCUGACCUUAACAACAACAUAGAAGACAUUGGGGAAGAAGCUGACCUCGUGUAUGAACUUCUACAACAGAAAGUACAUCUGCAUCAAAGUUUUCAUUAUUUGAACCUCAAAG